This is a messenger RNA of Phytophthora sojae, 633 nucleotides long. RefSeq lists its product as hypothetical. Gene Ontology annotation, cellular component: Golgi apparatus. The record is from RefSeq and is a predicted model, not a curated record. Gene Ontology annotation, molecular function: GTP binding; GTPase activity. Bases 1 to 633 code for a protein of 210 amino acids. Lineage: Eukaryota; Oomycota; Peronosporomycetes; Peronosporales; Peronosporaceae. The transcript has 5 exons.
AUGUCGUACGCGUACCUGUUCAAGUACAUCAUCAUCGGCGACACCGGCGUGGGCAAGUCGUGUCUGCUGCUGCAGUUCACGGACAAGCGCUUCCAGCCGGUGCACGACCUCACGAUCGGCGUCGAGUUCGGCGCGCGCAUGAUCAACAUCGAGAACAAGCAGAUCAAGCUGCAGAUCUGGGAUACGGCCGGCCAAGAGUCGUUCCGAUCCAUCACGCGCUCGUACUACCGCGGAGCGGCGGGCGCGCUGCUGGUGUACGACAUCACGAGACGAGAAACGUUCAACCACCUGACGAGGUGGCUGGAGGAGGCGCGCCAGAACUCCAACUCGAACAUGGCCAUCAUGCUCAUCGGCAACAAGAGCGACCUGGAGCACCGUCGCGCCGUGAGCUUCAAGGAGGGCGAGCAGUUCGCCAAGGAAAACGGCCUCAUCUUCCUCGAGACGUCCGCCAAGACCGCCGCCAACGUCGAAGACGCCUUCGUCAAGACGGCGUCCAAGAUCUACUCGAACAUCCAGUCGGGCGUCUGCGACGUCACCAACGAGGCACAUGGCAUCAAGGUGGGCAUGACGGGCUCGCCUGGCCCUGGCGGCUUCGGCAACUCGAACCCUCCGGCCAACCGGGGUUGCUGCUAA